Acanthoscelides obtectus is the source of this 1267-nucleotide messenger RNA. The record is from the annotation of a GenBank genome assembly. Lineage: Eukaryota; Metazoa; Arthropoda; Insecta; Coleoptera; Chrysomelidae.
GUUCAAACCCGACGCAUUGCGGUCUACGAGGUGAGUAGAGUUCAAACCACUCGGCAAGUCUAUCAACUGCUCCCCACUACUACGUAUAAUCACCUGUGAACUGGCUGUGCGUAGAAAACGGUAUACCGGUAUUCGUGAAAGCUUCCUAUACAUGUUAGCUGUUAAAUUCGAAUUGGAAAUGGGUGACGGAGGGUGUUGUUAUUCUUUCUGGAUAACCAUAAUUGUUCUUCUGUACAUAUUCUUCGAUGUGAACUACUUCCUGAGGAUAGCAUUCACCAUCGGAUGGGGUAGAUUGUUUCAGAAAAAGAAGAAGGUCGAUGAAGAAACUGAGAUUUAUGGAAUUUGCACUACACAAGAUGUUGACAUCUUCUUGAAGCACAUGAACAAUGCCAGAUACGUGAGAGAGCUAGACUUCGCCAGGUUCCACUUCUAUGACAGAACUGGAAUAUACGAUGAAAUUAAGAAGCAUAAUGCUCACGUUCUCCAAACUGCAUCGAAUAUACGGUACCGAAGAACCAUACCAUUAUUGAAUGUAUACAAAGUGGUCACUAGGAUAAUAUACUGGGAUGAAAAGACCCUCUACAUCGAGCAACAGUUCAUCACUCUAGCUGACGGUUUCAUUCGAGCUGUGGUUCUCAGCAAACAAGGAACGAUCAACUUAAAUGUAGCUGAAAUGAUGUCAAAACUGACAGGCAAAGUUAUUUCCUACAGACCCACACCUCCUCCAGAGCUACUUGAUUGGCUGUCAUCGAUGGAGAAGUCUAGUGUUAGAUUGAGGAAUAAGACAGAAUAGAUAUUGCUAUUAUGCUGUUUCUGUUUUGAUACUUUUUUAUUAAUAAAACUAAAAAUAAGGUUCGCACAGUGGUUCAACUACCUAAAAACAUGGACAAAAUGUAAUUAUAAUAAUAAAAAUGACUUUUAUUGGAAUGUAAGUACAUAACGCGUAUUUCAUGGACGACAUUCCAAAAGGCAAGAGGGUCGGCACAGCGAUUUUUCACGUUCCCUCAAAAGGUUACUAUGAUAAAAAUUUAUUUAGCAUCAACUGGACGGAGUGAUUAGCGUUUACAAAAAAUAUUAUGCGCAAAAGACGUGCCAAUAUUUAUAGGGUAGAAAGUACAUCCAAAAAUAACAAAAAAAAAAAUCCUGUGAAUACGAGUCAAAGAUGCUCGUCUUCCCGGAUACAGGAUGAUGAAGGUUUACUUACAAAAUUGAAAAAGAAUUAUAUCUACAUAGGGAUAGAAGAUAUUUUCUAUCCCACUAUACUUUU